Messenger RNA from Eremothecium gossypii ATCC 10895, 618 nucleotides. RefSeq names its product signal peptidase complex subunit SPC3 (gene SPC3). Gene Ontology annotation, biological process: protein targeting to ER. The record is from RefSeq and is marked provisional. Gene Ontology annotation, cellular component: signal peptidase complex; membrane. Bases 1 to 618 code for a protein of 205 amino acids. The transcript has a single exon. NCBI's taxonomy places the organism in Eukaryota, Fungi, Ascomycota, Saccharomycetes, Saccharomycetales, Saccharomycetaceae.
AUGUUUUCCCUAGCGCAACGUUUUCAGGUUGUAUCUAAUAAGGCCAUGUCAUGGUCUCUGGUUACAAUGGCGUUUGUCAUUGUAACUUCAUGGAUCCAGCUUCUACAUGAUAACGUGUUCUCAUUGGACUCUUCCAUUGCAAACAUAAUGCCGACAGUGAGAGUGCGGAGUAGUCGGUACUUUGGAUCGUCGAAUGGGAAGCCUAAGGAGAACGUGCGUUUGGAGUUUGAUUUGGAUGCCGAUCUUGCGCCACUCUUUAACUGGAAUACGAAACAGGUAUUUGUGUACCUAACGGCUGAGUAUAACGAGCCUGAUGGGCUGGGCGGUAAUGUGGUGACCUUCUGGGAUCAUAUUAUCCAAGACAAGGCUAAAUCCAAGGUUACAUUACGCGCGGCCAAAUCAAAGUACUCUGUUUGGGACGCUACAGAUCGACUAUCCGAGAAAGAACUAUCUUUCAAGCUUCAUUGGAACAUACAGCCUUGGGUCGGGCCAUUGGCGUAUGGAGAAACGGCUGGUGAACAUGUAAUUACGAUCCAAAGACCAGAGGAGGGCCAUGCCAAGAGCAACAAAACGAAGAAGGCACGCAGGCAUGCCAAUCAGCGCGCGAAGAAUGCCUAG